Messenger RNA from Xylaria bambusicola, 2230 nucleotides. Its product is annotated as Ribokinase-like protein. The transcript has 2 exons. Bases 398 to 1708 code for a protein of 436 amino acids. NCBI's taxonomy places the organism in Eukaryota, Fungi, Ascomycota, Sordariomycetes, Xylariales, Xylariaceae. The record is from RefSeq and is a predicted model, not a curated record.
UUGUUGUUGUUGUUGUUGAGAAUGGAGAAGCCACUGCUGAUACUGCUGCUGCCUGCGAAGAAGAGACAGCGCCACCGCCAGCGGCCAACGUAGAGGCUGAAAGAGAGCCCGGCACCGGGACGGGGACAGGGACCGAUCACCAAGAAAUUGACUUCGUUACCCUGGGCAUGUUCAUCAUUGGUAAGCCGUCCGCAUCUUCUCAAAUGCACUCGAGGCCGUUUCAGUAAACUAUCAGCCAUGCCUCUGUCUACCGCACGGAUGAUUCCACCGGGCCUGAUCUCCCUCUCAUCUCACUCACCGCUUCUGUUUAAACUUUUCCAAUUCUACCCAGCAGACCACGGCUCAACUCGGAAGAUCUUGACAUUUCCCCUCGAUUCAAUCAGUGAAGCCCAUAAAAAUGAUGCUAACCUCCUCCAAUCAAGACGAUAUCGAGUUUAUACCCCCCACACCGCCAGUAAAGGAUGUCCUCGGUGGAGCCGGGACCUUUUCGGCACUCGGCGCCCGGCUGUUGUCACCGCCCCCACGUUCCGGCUCCGUGGGUUGGGUCGUUGACAAAGGAUCUGACUUCCCUCCAGACCUCGAGACUUUAAUUAUGUCAUGGGGGACAUCUGUGCUCCUGCGUGAAACGCCCGAACGCUUAACAACGCGUGGUUGGAACGGUUAUGAUGAACACCAGAAUCGGGCGUUCCGGUAUAUGACGCCCAAGAAAAGACUUACCGCCGAGGAUCUAACGCCUGAGCUGCUUGCCUCACGCACCUUUCACCUAAUUUGCUCACCUAAACGAUGUCGUGAGCUCGUACUUGAAAUUAAGGACAAGCGUGCGGAUCUGCCGGCGUCUGUUUAUAAUGGGCUGAGUGGAGAAAAUGCCCGUGAUGGCGGUGAUGAUACUACGGGCAAUCACUUACCAAAGCCCAUCUUCAUUUGGGAACCUGUGCCAGACCUCUGUACGCCUGAUGAACUGCUGAAUUGCACGAAUGUGCUGCCGCUGAUCGAUGUCAUGAGUCCUAACCACGCAGAGCUGGCUGGCUUUAUGGGUGAUGAUGGUUUAGAUCCAGAGACGGGUGAGAUUAGCACACGAGCCAUCGAGCGGGCUUGCGAGCAGCUUCUGGGUUCCAUGCCUCUACAAUCCUUCUCCAUUGUUGUGCGCGCUGGCGAGAAAGGGUGCUACCUCGCGCGCAACGGCGGGCGUAAGCGCACACAUAAGCACAAGUCGAAGCCGAAGGGCAAGAAACCGUCCGCGUUGCUCCAUGGCGGCCUCCAGCCCGACACGGAUAUGGAGGCGCUUUUUGCCGGCCUUCUGCAGGAUGCCGAGGGCUCCAUCGCCCGCGAGGAGAUAGAAGUUGAUCCAGGAGUUGAGAGAUGGAUUCCCGCCUUUCACAACAAAUCUUACGAAGAGGGAAAUGAUGCUCCCCCGGAUGAGAGGGAAGUAGCGGAAGGAGAGACGGUACAGAAACGGCAAAAUAAAGGAAGGGUAAUCGAUCCCACGGGUGGCGGGAACACUUUCUUGGGCGGAUUAGCUGUUGCACUUGCAAGAGGAAAGGGUCUUGAGGAGGCUGCAGCGUGGGCGAGUGUGGCAGCCAGUUUCGCUAUUGAACAAAUCGGCGUGCCUACCAUCGGGCAAGACGACCAAGGCAACGAGACCUGGAAUGGCGUCCGCGUCGACGAGCGGUUUGAGGAGUUCAAGACAAGACUUGCAUUCAGUUGUUGAUUGGCUCUGGGACUUUUGAUCUUUUUUUGGGCUCGCUCUUGCGGACAUAGACUAACUCUUCCCCGUCUUUUCUACCUCGUGGAAUACAUCAGUAGCGCAUGAUACCCGUCAAGCCCAACUGUCGCCGCAAGUUCUCUACAUGUAAUCAGAUUGGCUGAGGCUUGUACACCCCGAAGAUGUACAGGCUAUAGGUGCAUGAAUAAGGAUCUGGUAGGGGGCUUCAAGGAAUUCUCCAUCCCUUUCACUGACUUUACCCCUGAAAAGGGGGGGCGGGAAGGGUCAUAUCAUAUGAAUGGACACCUAUUUUUUUUUUUUUUGGAAAGACCGCGCUUUACCCAAACGACAUAGAAAGAUCCUUCCGCUAGGUUGGACAACCUUUAUUGGAAGAGAAUAAGGCAAGACAAAAAAAAGUGGCCUUUCGGAAACAGAAGGACUAAAAAGGUUUAUAGACGAAGGGAAAAUCAAGGUCGAGCUAGAUUUCAUAUUAUCUCUCUCAGCCGAUAGCGCCAAAACACGUUUUAC